Messenger RNA from Harpegnathos saltator (Jerdon's jumping ant), 3530 nucleotides. RefSeq names its product dihydropyrimidine dehydrogenase su(r) (gene su(r)). NCBI's taxonomy places the organism in Eukaryota, Metazoa, Arthropoda, Insecta, Hymenoptera, Formicidae. The transcript is spliced from 16 exons. The record is from RefSeq and is a predicted model, not a curated record. Gene Ontology annotation, biological process: 'de novo' pyrimidine nucleobase biosynthetic process; thymine catabolic process; uracil catabolic process. Gene Ontology annotation, cellular component: cytosol; cytoplasm. Gene Ontology annotation, molecular function: NADP binding; iron-sulfur cluster binding; uracil binding. Bases 308 to 3376 code for a protein of 1022 amino acids.
UUUCAAAGAAGUUCUAUUUUAAUUCGCAUUGCUGUCAAUAUGAUAUGUUGCGCGAGUCAUAAGCACAACGUCAUAACUGAUACGCGAGCAUGCGACUAAUCAGUACAGAUUAACUGGAGUGAAUAGACAACAUCCGUCAGUGUCUCGACAACAUUCGUCGGUUUCUGCGGCAGGUAAACUUGAAGCGAGUUGUUUCAGUUACCUGUUACUUCGAAUUUACUGUAGCACUCCAAGUAUUUUGCUUUCUCCGGUACUUCGUUGUGCAUAACUGCUACGUAAUAGCGCAAGUCGACAUAUCGCAUGAAAUAUGGCGUCGUUAUCAAUAUUGAGCAAAGAUGUGCCUGAUAUCGAAAAUCUGCUAAAUAUUAACCCGAGAAUAAAGAAUUACACAAACUUUGCACCAUCCGCGCGCACCAAACAGAACAAACAGCAUUGGAAGAGGAAUAUCUACGAUAAAUGUGAUGGUUGCGCACCUUUGACGAAGAACUUUGAUGACAUCAAGCAUACCACUCUGAGCGAGCGUGGUGCUUUGAAAGAAGCGGCGCGUUGCUUAAAGUGCGUCGACGCACCCUGCCAAAAAUCCUGCCCGACGCAAUUGGAUAUCAAGUCCUUCAUCACUUCCAUAUCCAAUAAGAAUUAUUAUGGCGCGGCUAAGGCGAUUCUCUCGGACAACCCACUUGGUCUCACCUGCGGCAUGGUUUGCCCGACCAGCGACCUUUGCGUGGGCGGAUGCAAUCUCUACGCGACGGAGGAGGGACCUAUUAACAUCGGCGGUCUUCAACACUUCGCAGUAGAUAUUUUUAAACGAAUGAAUAUCCCGCAAAUUAGAAUACCUAAUCAAACGGUAUCUCAUGCAAAUACGAAGAUCGCUCUGCUCGGUUGUGGGCCAGCCUCUCUUUCCUGCGCAACGUUUCUCGCUCGACUUGGCUACGAUGAUAUUACUAUCUUCGAGAAGGAAAAGUACAUCGGCGGAUUAAGCUCUUCCGAAAUACCGCAGUACAGACUUCCGUAUGAUGUCGUCAAUUUUGAGGUGGAUCUCGUCAGGGAUCUAGGCGUGAAGAUUGAGUUAGGAAGAUCACUAUGCGAAGACGAUCUCACGAUUCAGGGACUGCAAAAUGUUGGAUACAAAGCGAUUUUUCUAGGAAUCGGGUUACCUGAACCGAAGAGUAUACCAAUUUUCGAAAAUCUCACUCCAGAGAUGGGUUUCUAUACUUCGAAAAGUUUCUUACCUGCCGUUGCAAAAAGCAGCAAACUGGGAAUGUGUGCUUGCAAAAGUUAUCAGGAACUGCCAUCUCUCCGUGGCAACGUAAUCGUCCUCGGUGCAGGAGACACCGCUUUCGAUUGCGCCACUUCCGCGCUUAGAUGUGGAGCCAAGAAGGUGUUUGUCGUUUUCCGAAAAGGUUUCACCAAUAUCCGAGCGGUUCCAGAAGAGGUUGAUUUAGCGAAAGAGGAGAAAUGCGAAUUCAUAUCCUUCCAAUCGCCGAAACGAGUCAUCCUCCGUAACAAGAAAAUCACCGGAAUCGAGUUUUGUCGGACCGAGCAAAAUGAGAACGGCGAAUGGAUAGAGGACGAAGAACAAAUGUUUAAAUUAAAAGCGGACUUUGUGAUUUCAGCUUUCGGUUCAGGAUUGUAUAACAGUUCUGUUAAGCGUGCUAUGGCACCAGUCAAGAUAAACAAGUGGAAUCUACCAGAAGUGAACGAGGCUACGAUGACAACAUCCGUAUCAGGUGUUUUCUGCGGGGGAGACCUUGCUGGUGUCUCUCAGACAACUGUGGAGUCCGUGAAUGACGGAAAGACAGCUGCAUGGUACAUUCAUAAGUACAUACAGGAAUCUCACGGCUCAGUGGUACCGGAAAUUCCGCAAUUACCCAAGUUCCACACUGCCAUUGACGAGGUCGAUCUCAGCGUCGAAAUGUGCGGGAUGAGAUUCGAGAAUCCUUUCGGUCUGGCUUCUGCACCACCUUGCACGAGCAGCGCGAUGAUCCGACGCGCUUUCGAAGCUGGUUGGGCCUUCGCCGUCACGAAGACGUUCUCCUUGGACAAAGACCUUGUUACCAAUGUGUCGCCCCGCAUCGUCAAAGGCACGACGUCUGGUCAUUAUUAUGGACCUGGACAAAGCAGCUUUUUAAACAUCGAGCUAAUAUCCGAGAAAACCGCCGAUUAUUGGUGUGGAAGUAUUACUGAAUUGAAACGGGACUUCCCUACGAAGAUCGUUAUUGCAAGUAUCAUGUGCACGUAUAAUAAAGCUGAUUGGACCGAGCUUGCGAGAAAAGCGGAAGUAGCCGGUUCUGAUGCCUUGGAAUUAAAUCUGUCUUGUCCUCAUGGCAUGGGCGAGUCCGGAAUGGGUCUGGCUUGCGGACAGGAUUCUGAACUGGUUAGGAACAUCUCCAGAUGGGUUCGCGAGGCCAUCAAAAUACCAUUCUUCGUGAAAUUAACACCUAAUAUCACUGACAUCGUCUCCAUCGCAAAAGCAGCUUACGAGGGUAAAGCGGAUGGUGUGUCUGCGAUCAACACCGUGCAAGGAUUGAUGGGAUUGCGUUCCACCGGGAUACCGUGGCCGGCGGUCGACUCCAAAUUCACUACGUACGGCGGAGUGUCAGGCAACGCUACCAGGCCCCAAGCUCUGAGGGCUGUCUCGACAAUCUCGAAGCAGCUACCGGGAUUCUCGAUACUCGGGAUUGGAGGUAUCGACUCGGCCGAUGUCGCUCUGCAGUUUUUGCAUUGCGGUGCAUCGGUCAUUCAGAUUGGCAGCGCUAUUCAGAACCAAGAUUUUACCUUGAUAGACGAUUAUGUAACCGGCUUGAAAACGUUACUGUACCUGAAAAGCCUGGCACACAUAAAGGACUGGGACGGUCAGAGUCCACCGACGUUCAAACAUCAAAAAGGCAAGCCUGUCUCCUUGCAACACGCUCUCGGCAAAAAUGUACCUUACUUCGGCGAGUAUCAGAAGCUGCGCGAGAAGAAAAUAGCCGAGCUGAAAGUAAAUUCGAAUCUUCUGGACGGAGUUCUGGAGGUAACACGACCAGCUUCAGCACCGAUCGCGUCGAUACCCAGCGUUAAAGAUGUAAUCGGCAAAACGUUAGAUAACAUCAGCAGCUACAAAGAAUUAGACAACAAAAAGCAAGUCGUCGCUUUGAUCGAUGAUGAUAUGUGCAUCAACUGCGGAAAGUGCUAUAUGGCCUGCGCGGAUUCUGGAUAUCAAGCUAUCACCUUCGAUUCCGACACCCAUAUCCCCAAGGUGACAGACGAUUGUACCGGCUGCACACUUUGUUUGUCCGUUUGUCCGAUUAUCGACUGCAUCACCAUGGUUCCUAAAACAAUACCGCACUACAUUAAAAGAGGCGUGCCGCUGAAAGACACGAUUGAGUUAUAUUAAACGAAAAUUUUAAGUAACAUCAAGAAACGUUGGAUGUUUCAUAUUAAAGUUGGUGAUGUAUGUUUUUCCCAAAUGUUACUUACGGAAUGAUUGAAAUUUAAGUAUGGAAUGUUGAUAAAUAAACAAAAGAGUAAUAUAUAAAGGAAAAAAAUAU